Messenger RNA from Plasmodium reichenowi, 1484 nucleotides. Its product is annotated as DnaJ protein, putative. The annotation marks the transcript as partial. NCBI's taxonomy places the organism in Eukaryota, Apicomplexa, Aconoidasida, Haemosporida, Plasmodiidae. Gene Ontology annotation, molecular function: metalloendopeptidase activity. Gene Ontology annotation, biological process: peptide metabolic process; proteolysis. Gene Ontology annotation, cellular component: mitochondrion. The record is from RefSeq and is a predicted model, not a curated record. The transcript has a single exon.
AAAGAUAUGAUUUAGCUAAUAUAUUAGGAUAUGAAAAUUGGACUGAUUAUUGUAUUAAUGAAUUUACUAGUGAAAAGAAUAAUUAUAAGUAUAUUAAAGAAUUCUUUGAAAUAAUUAAAAAGAGGAUAGAUAUAGAUUAUAGCACGAUUAAUAGAGGUAUAGAAUUAUAUAUGAAUAGAAUGAAUGGAAGUUACCACAAUCACGAUGAAAAAAAAAAUAAAAUAAUAAAAAAAAAUAAUAAUAAUAAUAAUAAUGAACAUAUAUAUGGGAACAAUAUUUAUGGGAACAAUAUUUAUAGUAACCAUAGUACGUGGGAUUAUGGUGAGUGCUUUUAUAAAUCGAAGGAAAAGAAAAUGUUUAUAUACGAUUGGUAUUAUUAUUACAACCUAAUGACAAACAAAAUCGAUGAAUAUACAAUAAAUAAAUAUUUUCCACAGAGUUAUGUACUAGAUAAUUUUAUCCGAAUAAUAUCACGGAUAUAUAAUUUUUAUUAUACGCGAGUUAGGAAUACAGAAUUAGGGAAUGGUUGGGAAGAAAACGCAAUAAUAUAUAAAAUAGAAAGAAUAGAAAGAAAAGAAAGGAUAUGGAAUAGAAAAGAGAAUGAUGAUAUAGAAAAAAAAAGUAAUGAUUUGUCAUCAUGGUUUUUAGGAUAUAUAUAUAUAAUACCAUAUAUAGAUAUUAGUUUUAAAGAUUAUUUUAGAAUACGUAAUAUAAAUAGUUUAUCGAAUACUUAUUUAAUUUGUAAAGGACAUGUUAUAAUAAAUUAUAAUUUUGUACGUACUGUACCUAUAGAAGAAAAAUUAUUUAGUACCUCUGAAAUUACAAGUUUAUUUCAUGAGUUUGGUCAUGCAUAUCAUUUAUUAUUAUUAUCUAAUAAAUAUAAAUUAUAUAAUUUUAAUAAUAUUCCAUUAGAUUAUGCUGAGUUCUUUUCACAUAUUAAUGAACAUAUUGGUAAUAAUUAUAAUAUUAUAUAUAAUUUAUCUAAUGAAAAAAAGGAUAAUUCCAAAAUCGAAAAACAUAUUUUUAAUUCAUUUAAGAUUGAUGAAUUAAGAUUAUCACAUAUAUAUACACAAUCGAUAAUUGAUUAUUAUAUACAUAACCUAAAUCCAUAUAUAUUUUUUAAUAAAAAUAAUAAUUAUAAUAUAAAUAAUGAUGAAAAUAUCUUAAAUAAUUUUUAUGAUCUUAUAAAUUCUGAAUUCCCAUAUAAUAUUAAUCAAUUUAAUUAUUCUUUAAAUUCUACAAGUUUCCCAUAUCAUUUCUCCUCCUUAUAUGCAGGAUCUGUUUUUAGUUAUUUACUUGCUGAAAUUAGAGUACGUCUUUUUCUAAAUCAAAAACAACUCUCAUUAAAAAAUAACAAAUCCUUAUCCUCAUUUCAAAAAAACUUUUAUGAUAUCAUAUCCAUUAAUUACAUGGACAAAAAUAAUUAUCCAUCUAUAAUACACCAUGUUAUAAAAAACAAAAACGAAGUAUUACAAAAAAUGUAA